Molecule: messenger RNA, 1302 nt
Organism: Plutella xylostella (diamondback moth)
Lineage: Eukaryota; Metazoa; Arthropoda; Insecta; Lepidoptera; Plutellidae
Product: low density lipoprotein receptor adapter protein 1
Source: RefSeq, a predicted model, not a curated record
UGGUCGGUUAUCAUUCCGAUUUUAAAUUUGAGUAUUCGUAUUCGAACCUCGAUGCUAACCGGACGGAUGUGACGGCCAUUUUUAUUUCUGUUUUCUUUUUAAUUUUUUAGGCUUAAGAAUUUAUGUUUACAGCCUAAAGUGUUUUUAUAAGUGAUGAAUUAAAAUUAAAAUUUUGUGAAUUGUUUUUGUGAUCAAGCUAUAAAGGAUUUGUGGUUACCUUAUAUGUAAUGUUGGAAGAAGGACCUAAUUUCAAGAAGAUGAUAAAAUAGAACAGUGACGGUUCAAUAAAAGAUUUUCUAAAUCCAAGAUGGCGGAAAACGAAGGUCCUGUGACGAUAGACGAUCUGCCCAUCGCGUUCCAAGUGAAGUACCUCGGGCAGAGCGACGCUCGAGGGUUGUGGGGCAUCAAACACACGAGACGACCUGUCGACCUCAUGGUGGCUGCUGCCAAGGCUCUACCUCCAGGCCAAAUCCUGCCAAUAGUCAAACUCCUAAUAUCAGUCGACGGCGUAUUCCUAGAAACAGUCAACACUAACAAGAAGGAAGAGUUCGAGCAUAUGUCUGUCUUCUUCAACAUCGAGAGCAUCAGCUAUGGCGUCCAGGACCUGGUCUACACCAGGGUCUUCUCCAUGAUAAUUGUCAAGGAUGCGGCUGACGGGAAAGGGCUGAACCCUUUCGAAUGCCAUGCCUUCGUUUGUGAGUCCAGGAAUGCGGCCCGGAGACUCACGUACUCCCUGGCAGCAGCGUUCCAGGACUACUCCAGGAGAGUCAAGGAGAUGCAGACCUCACCAGAUGGAUUCGAAAGACCACCAAGACUAAAGAAGAAAUUCGCCAUAGACCUGAGAACCCCGGAAGAAAUAGAAGCGGACCUGGAAACUGAAGCCUGAAGGCCGAAACCAUAGACCUAAAUAUUAUAAAAAAACCAAAAUAAUGAUGUCGAUUCUGAUGGCAGAAAUUCUAAUUUAAAGCUGUCAAACUAUAUUUUUUCGAGCAAAAAGUAAGAUAUAUGAAAAGGCUAAGAGAGACGAAUUUUAAACAAAGCAUUUGAAAACAUUAAAAUUAGAAAUUGUGCCUUCUGAAACGACAUCAAUAAGACAUUAAGCAUAGAAUUAUGGGUCGAUUACACCUAACGAGUACAGUGGUGAGACAGUAUCCUAGGCCGAUCCUCGACCGAUGAACGGCUAGCAAGUGACCGAGCGCGCGGCCGAGGACACUGACUCGCCACUGUACUCGUUAGGUGUAAUCGACCCAUUAGGCCUAGCACUCAUACCAAAAAAAAAUAUUUAUGCUUAAAUAAGUUAGU